Protopolystoma xenopodis is the source of this 516-nucleotide messenger RNA. NCBI's taxonomy places the organism in Eukaryota, Metazoa, Platyhelminthes, Monogenea, Polystomatidea, Polystomatidae. The record is from the annotation of a GenBank genome assembly.
AUGUUCAUUCUUUUUUGUUCUCUCGCUCUGCCGUUUACGACUUUUCGCGGCCUCUUCGACGUCCUGACAAAGCGCGAAUUCGGCUGUCUCCGAAAAUGCAUCGUAAGUCCCUUUUGUCGGUUUGUAAAGUCAAUCCAAGUGCAAGCGAGAUCCGUUUCUGUUGGAUCCGCUCAAAAGAGGCAUUUCCUCCAAAAACUUGUGUACACACAUACACACACGUACGUACCCCAAUUUGCUUUCAUCCAAUCCCCAUCUGUACCAGAGGAGCCUGCGUCAUCAUCUGGACACGUUAACGGCGCUGGCAGCCAACCUGCUCCCGUCUCCACACCCUCAUCCUCAGCAUGUGCCGUCUUUGUGGAGAAAGGGGGCGAAAGCGAGCGAGAAUGGGCAGGACGACAAGUUGAGACUCACAAACGACGAGAAUGCAAUGCUAAUGAAUGCACUACUAUUGUUGAUGAUGAUAAUGUUGUUGUUGUUGUUGCUGGUGGUGAUAAUGGUGGUGGUGGUGGUGGUUGA